AUGGGUGAUUCAGAAGGAGGAGGAACUAGUAGUAGUAGUCAGAUUGAACCAGAUGAAGAAGGAUCUACACAAAAUAAUACAACUGUGAAUAUUCGUGUCAAGACUCUUUCUGAUCAAGAAUGUAUUAUUCCAAUCGGGUUACAUGUGAGUUGCAGUAUAAAAAUAAAAAUGUGAACACGUUUUUCGAAGUGGGCGUGGCCCAAAAUGCAACCGCCGCACAAUAUAUUUUUACCAAAGUCCAUGGGGCGCUGUCCUACCAAAUUCCAAUCGAGGGUAGCGCCCAAUGAAAUGAAGAAACUCACAAACAUUUCCGUCCAUUUUUUGUUGUCGCCCAAAGGAAAAAUAAUCGGAUUUUGAGCUAUUAGGAAUUGCGUCACGUUUCACGUGAAAAUUCUGAAUAAAUUUAGAAUUCUUUUUUUUAAAUUCCAAAUAUUGGUAAUUUUUUCUUGAAAUUUUGAAAACUUAGAAAUUAACGUGACCAACAAAGACACGUCAUAUUAUAAUUUCGCAAAUUAAAACAUUUUCAUGUUUUCAUUUUCCAGGAAACGGUUUCGGUGCUUCGUGAAAGAAUUCAUGAACAUCUUGGAAUUGAACCAUCCGAACAGCGAAUUAUAUUUCAAGGACGAGUUCUAGUAACAGAUCGAACACUUCAAUCCUAUAGUCUUCAAGAUGGUUAUACAGUUCAUAUGAUAGAUCGACCACCAGAAAGUUCGGAAUCAUUUUUGAAUACUCGUACAGGUGAAAGAGCUGCAAAUGGAGAACAUUCAAUUCGUCGACCAAGAGCUCGAGUUCAUUUACAACAAAAUGAUCCAACAGCAGCAGAUAGUUUAUUAAUGAGACAAUCAAUUGGUCAAAUUAUGCCAAGAUUGAAUAAUUUGACAAUUGAACAAGCUGACGGUGCUGAUGAAACAAUAAAUCGACAAGCGGGAAGAUUUACGUGGAGAUUGUUUUUAGAGGAUAAUGAAUUCUCAUUAAAUCGUGAACGAAUUGAAUUAUAUGUUCGAAAUUCUAUUGAAAAUCUUCCAUUUUUGACUGCAGAAGAUCGAAAUAGAUUUACAUUGAAUUGGGUAAACAAUGAAUUGAGAAUUGAUCUACCAAGAAUGUUAGUUUAUUUCGAAUUCAUUUUCCUCAUUAUUUUAUGUUUUCAGAGAUCCUCACGUGGCUUCUCCAGCUUUUGAACGUUUGGCGUUUGUUGAAUUAAAUGCGAAUUAUCUCAGAGUUUUCAACGAUAUUUGCCAGGUGAAUAUUGUUUUUCUGUUUGAAUAUAAUGUUGUAAAUAUUUAUAGGAACCUGAUGGACUUGUAACAAUUGUUCGACGAAUUUUGGAUAGACUUCAAGAUCCAGAAAAUGUUGAACGUAUGACAGCAAUAGAAAGACAUGAAUUUGGUCAGAGAUUAGAAGAUAUAAUUGUGAGAUUAGAAUCAAUAAAUUCAGUUUUGCCUUCGAAUAGAAGUAUUGGUUAGUUUUUUCCUGGUUUAAAAAUGUUUGUCAACGAAAAACUUUCAGAUGACACACGAAUUCGAAACUCGACUGAAGUUCAAAGGCAAUCAAGAUAUGAACGAAUUCCUGCAGAUCGAUCGAACCCAAGUUUUGUUAUGAGGUAGAAUUCAUAUAUUUUGGAACUUUCUAUCUUUAAUUUUUCAGACAUGCUAUUGAUUGCGAUUUAGCUCAAGUUUUACGAGAAUUUCGAAGACAACAAUCACGAUUUUUCGAAAUUGAAAGCCUUUUUAGAUGA
Messenger RNA from Caenorhabditis angaria, 1735 nucleotides. The record is from the annotation of a GenBank genome assembly. NCBI's taxonomy places the organism in Eukaryota, Metazoa, Nematoda, Chromadorea, Rhabditida, Rhabditidae.